Molecule: messenger RNA, 3514 nt
Organism: Nanorana parkeri
Lineage: Eukaryota; Metazoa; Chordata; Amphibia; Anura; Dicroglossidae
Gene: USP36
Product: ubiquitin specific peptidase 36
Exons: 18
Coding region: 10-3273 (1087 amino acids)
Biological process (GO): regulation of apoptotic process; protein deubiquitination
Cellular component (GO): cytosol; nucleus
Molecular function (GO): cysteine-type endopeptidase activity; cysteine-type deubiquitinase activity
Source: RefSeq, a predicted model, not a curated record
UAAGCAAACAUGCCCAUUGUGGAGAAGCUGAAGGAUGCCCUGAAGCCUGGCCGGAAGGACUCGGAAGAUGUGGAACUCGGGAAGCUGCUCGCUUCCUCCGCCAAGAAGAUCCUUCUGCAGAAAAUCGAGUUUGAGCCAGCCACCAAGAGCUUCCAUUACCAGCUGGAGACCCUGAAGAGCAAAUAUGUCCUGCUGGCUCCGUCGCUUCAACCCUCCACCCCGCACAGGAGCAUAGAAGGGAACCACCGGCAGGGCAAUGGCCUUGCGUCCGGGAGCUCAGACGGCAUCCCUCUUCCUCAGAAGAUGCUUUUCCCAAUGGAGAAACUGUCUAUGAAGUGGGAGCGAGUGUCCAGAGUGGGGGCGGGCCUGCAGAAUCUGGGGAACACUUGCUUUCUCAACUCCACAGUGCAGUGUCUGACCUACACCCCUCCUCUCGCCAACUACUUGCUGUCUAAGGAGCACAGCCGCAAUUGUCAGCAGGGCGGAUUCUGUAUGCUGUGCAUAAUGCAGAACCAUCUCAUCCAAGCCUUCGCCAAUAGCGGAAACGCCAUCAAGCCCGUCGCCUUCAUCCGAGAACUAAAGAAAAUUGCUCGUCACUUUCGAUUUGGGAGCCAAGAAGACGCUCAUGAAUUCCUGCGUUAUACUAUUGAUGCCAUGCAGAAGGCCUGUCUGAACGCAUACGCCAAGUUGGAUCGGCAAAGCCAAGCUACGACUUUAGUGCACCAGAUAUUUGGGGGAUACUUGCGCUCUCGAGUGAAAUGCUCCGUCUGUAAGAGUGUGUCUGACACCUUCGAUCCCUAUCUGGACAUCGCACUGGAGAUCAGGCAAUCGGCCAACAUAGUACGUGCAUUAGAGCUUUUCAUCAAGUCUGAUGUGCUGAGCGGAGAGAACGCCUACAUGUGUGGCAAGUGUAAGAAGAAGGUUCCGGCCACGAAAAGAUUCAGCCUUCAUCGCGCUUCCAACGUCCUCACACUAUCGCUAAAAAGAUUUGCCAACUUCAGCGGCGGCAAAAUAACAAAGGAUGUCGGUUACCCAGAAUUUUUGAACAUCCGACCAUACAUGUCUCAGUGUAAUGGAGAUCCGGUUAUGUAUGCGCUCUAUGCGGUCCUUGUGCAUUCUGGGUACAGCUGCCAUGCUGGACACUACUAUUGCUAUGUAAAAGCCAGUAACGGACAGUGGUAUCAGAUGAAUGAUUCACUUGUUCAUGCCAGUAACAUCAAGGUGGUUCUGAAUCAGCAGGCUUAUGUACUCUUUUACUUGAGGCUUCCAGAAUCCAGAAAGAGUCCUGAUGGAUCGGCGUGUAAAGUGCCAAAUGCUCAGAUUUCUCGCCCCAGCUCUGUUCCUCCUACUAUCAAGAAGACGCUCUCUAAUGGUAGCCUGUCAUCCCCUCUGAUUGGGAAAAGACCAGAUGGAGUACAUGAGAAGAAGUCACCGAAUAUGGAUGACAUUGGGGUUCCAGUGUGCCGUACAUAUCCUUUGAUCAGCAGCAAAGAGCACAACGGAGUUCCCCGUACAAGGCCGCUCAGUGCCAGCCCCUCUCCAAAGCUCAGCUCGAAAACCUCCUACUCCCCUUGUCUUUUGGAUGAUAAUAUGAGUCGGGUGAAGAAAGCUGCCCACGCCAAGUUCAAGGCAUCUCCCGAAACGCUGAGCACGAACGAAGCGAAGAUGCAAGAGGAUCCCACCAGCCUGUGCUCGAUAUCGAACUCCAAAACGUCCAACGAAAACCUUGAAGCCCAGGAGGACGCUAACCGAAAACUGGAAGAGGUGAAAAGUGUAAAAGCACAAGAACCUCCUUUAAAUGACCAAGCUGUAUCGCUGGGCACCUCCGCAAUCAGGAAUGUUCCAUCUCCAUGCUGCAGCCCGCAGAUGGAAGCAGAUCGGACGGAGCCGAACGGCAAUUUAAAAUCAAAGUCCCCCAUGUUGGCCAGUGUGCGUGAAGCUUUGACGGCCAUGUCACCUCCACCUGCCAAAAAGCUGGCUUUGUCAGCCAAAAAGGGCAGCAUGCUGCAGAGGGAAAGCAGAAAUGACGUUUACUGCCCUCCGUCCCACUUCAUCACCACCGGCUCUGCUCAUCCCACCUCCGUCUCCCCCGGUCCCACCACACCCCAGCCGCUCCAUAAGCAUCGAGACUCUCCUCAAGCCUCAGGCAGCUUCUCUUGGACUUGUAACAAACCGAAAACCUUCAAACCCCAUGAGAAACACAAAAGACCAGGUGUAGAAUCUCCCCAACUUGUCACUCCAUCAGGUCACCCAUCCAGCCUUUGCAAUACCUCCAAACGGACUCUUUUGCCCCAGGAACCGGCUGGAGACAGCUGCAUGGCUACAGCCCAGGACGGCAUCUCCGAACGAAACGGUCAACCACAACAGUCUCAUACCAUAAGCUGCAACGGGGACAGCAAGGUCAGAGAGGAAAGCAGAAUAAGGAAAAAACACAAGAAGAAAAAGAGGAAAGCGUCCGAACCCUCAGAAAUAAUAGAUGGGGCAGAAGAAGUUAUAUCCCACCUGGACCCUGAGAGUCAAACACUCAAACUAGAGAAAACUAAAAUCAAACCAAAGAAGGCCAAAAGUUUGCAGGGUCACACCUCUCUAAAACCUGUACCAGAGCCAAUGAACAAUAUUGAGAGUUCCCAGGAGGCCACGAGGAAAAAGAAAAAGAGGAGGAAGGAAGAGAGACCAGUUGAUUAUACCGACAGCGAACAUGAAGCAUCAGCGAAAAGUACGAACAUAGUGUCUGGUAAGGAUGCGGAAGGGGAUCAUGUAACCAUGAAAAUGAAGAAGCAUAAAUUGCAGAAGCACAACAGCCAAGAGAGCGAAGAGAGCGAAUCUGUUAAAGGACAAAAACAUAAAGCUCAGGAAAUAAGCUGUGACUCUGUGUUUGUAUGGGACAACCGCAUCAAAGACGGAUACAAGCGACCUCCUUCCAUUCCUUGUGCAAACAAAGCCCAGUUGGCGUGGAAUGGCACGGCGAAAUCCGGUGUUGUUGAAGAGCUAAUAAAGAAUGCCAACAAUAAAGCCUAUGGGACGCAAGUGUUCAGUUGGGAAGGAGAAAAGUCCACUGUAAGCCAAGAUGCUGAAUAUGAUGCAGAGGACGCCAAACACAGCUCGGUUAUAGAUGAAUGGGAUGAAGACUUUGAUAGUGGAAAGGUGAAGAAGAUUAAGUUCAAACGGGACAGGUUCAGAAUUCAUAACAGUUUCCAAGCCUUUCAGAACCGGCGCAGCUUCUGGUCGGUUACCCCACAACGAAACUUCUCCAGAUUCAAGAGCAGAUUUUGAGCGCAACAUGGAAGGCCGCGUGCGAUGGACACAAUAUUUUUGUAUUUUUAUCGGCCAGUCAGAGGUGCAAUAAAACCUGCAAGUGUCGGUAGCUCUGGGAUGCCGGUCCUAGCUCUGUCUGCAUUUUUAACUAAUUGUGGUUUGAUUAAGUCUAUUUCCUCAAACAUUGAGGUCCUCAGGUGAAUCUCUAGCUGUCAGGGUAAGUGGACAUAUCCGGGCAGUGCAAAAUAUAGCAAUGAUG